CCUGCGCAGAGCUUAGGAGAUCCACAGAGCCAGCGCUGGGGAGAAAUGUGUCUCCACAAGCAGAGACCGCCUUAAGCUCUAAAAUGUGAUUCCUCACAUGACUCAGCUGUGACUCUGGCAUCUGGGUAGGGCUUGCAGCUCCCCCGUUUUCAUGCCCAGGGCUGCACCAUUCACAGAGCAGCCCAGGGCCACGGGCAGGACCAGCCUAGCAGCCCAGCCACAGAGGAGCCAGUCAACCUCUCCCGGCGCCCGUGCUGGGGGGCUUUCUGUGCCAGUGUCAAGGAUGGAGGAGGGGGAGAAGAGCCCCUUACUGCCCCAGGAUGCCGCAGGCCAGAAGGUGCCCCUCUCUGCGCGAAGUCUACCCACCUCUGACUGCCCAGGUCCAGUGCCCUGGGAGGACCAGGCAGAGGGCUGGGACUGCAGCUGCUGUCCCUCGGGGACCAAACCCCAGGCCUUGAAGGCCACCUCUGGGAAAGGCACAGCCCCUUCCCUCUCUGCAGGGAGCAGCUGUGUCAAGUAUCUGAUUUUCCUGUCCAAUUUCCUAUUCACCCUGCUGGGCCUGCUGGCCCUGGCCAUCGGGCUCUGGGGCCUGGCCGUCAGGGGGUCUCUGGGAAGUGAUCUGGGGGGGCCCCUGCCCUCAGACCCCAUGCUGGGGCUGGCACUGGGGGGACUGGCAGUCAGUGCAGUGAGCCUGGCUGGCUGCCUGGGUGCCCUCUGUGAGAACACCUGCCUGUUACAUGGCUUCUCGGGGGGCAUCCUUGCCUUCCUGGUGCUCGAAGCCAUGGUGGGGGCACUGGUAGUGGCCCUCUGGGGCCCUCUGCAAGACAGCCUGGAGCACACCCUGCGAGUGGCCAUCACCCACUACCAGGACGACCCAGACCUGCGCUUCCUCAUCGACCAAGUUCAGCUUGGGCUGAGGUGUUGCGGGGCGGCCUCCUACCAGGACUGGCAGCACAACCUGUACUUCAACUGCAGCUCCCCAGGGGUGCAGGCCUGCAGCCUUCCCGCCUCCUGCUGCAUCGACCCCCGCGAAGAUGGAGCCUCUGUCAAUGACCAGUGCGGCUUCGGAGUCCUGGGCCUGGAUGCGGACACAGCCCAGAGAGUGGUGUACCUGGAGGGCUGCGGCCCGCCGCUCCAGCAGUGGCUGCGCGCGAAUCUGGCGGCCGCGGGAGGCUACGUCAUCGCGGUGGUGCUGCUCCAGGGUGCGGAGCUCCUGCUGGCAGCCCAGCUGCUUAGGGCCCUCGCUGCCUGCAGGGGCGCGGCGUCAGGUCCCGGAGCGCUGGGGGAGGACGGCACUGGCCACCCGAGCCCCGGCCUCUGCGCUGCGCCUGCUACCAAACCGCCCCGGGCUGAGCGCACGCCUGCACAGGGGUCUGGGGCGCCCCCGCCCAGCUGAAACGCGCUGCAUGCACCGCCGCCUAGUUUCACUUGGGCUUCUGGAGCCUCUGCCGGGGGACCUACCCAGCUUGCCCAUGCCUCCUCCCCCAUGCCAGCCCCCAACGGAGGGCGCCUGGCGAAGCCACCGGGCUGGUGGAGGAGCGCACAGGGCGGAAGGAAAUCCUGGAGCCGACCCAAGCCCCAAUUCCCACCCCAGCCACACAGCUCCCACCUCCUGAUGUUGUACCUGAGCCAGUCAAGGAAUACGCCACACUCUGAGAUUGAA
Callithrix jacchus (white-tufted-ear marmoset) is the source of this 1663-nucleotide messenger RNA. It is a transcript of the gene TSPAN10, whose product is annotated as tetraspanin 10. NCBI's taxonomy places the organism in Eukaryota, Metazoa, Chordata, Mammalia, Primates, Cebidae. Gene Ontology annotation, cellular component: plasma membrane. The record is from RefSeq and is a predicted model, not a curated record.